Messenger RNA from Olea europaea var. sylvestris, 1138 nucleotides. Its product is annotated as protein FAR1-RELATED SEQUENCE 12-like. The record is from RefSeq and is a predicted model, not a curated record. NCBI's taxonomy places the organism in Eukaryota, Viridiplantae, Streptophyta, Magnoliopsida, Lamiales, Oleaceae. The coding region runs from base 83 to 838 and encodes 251 amino acids. The transcript has 2 exons.
CCAACACUAAGGGUGGUUGUUUUCCCAUUGUCAAGGUCUCUAAAGGUUGACUUGUUGGAGCUAUUACUUGUGCUUUAUAGAAAUGGAGAGUUCUGAACUGGAGCUCAAAAGUCAUGAAGCCAACUGUACUGACAGCGAUGAAGAAGGAGCAGUAAUUCCACGUUCCGUUGGGGAAGUGGUUGAUGAGAAUGAGGGCUCGAAUGAAGUUCUUGUUGAGGGGCUAGAAAAGAAAUUGUUGGAGCAAGUUGUCUACAGUGAGGAGGAGGCCUAUAUGUUGUACUGUGAUUAUGGUCAAGCAAUGGGUUUUAGCGUCAGGAGGGGAAAGCAAUAUUAUUUCAUGGGUACAAAGAGGGUUCGGUCAAAAUGUUAUUGUUGCUCCAAGGAAGGCAUCAAGGAUGACAAAGUUGAUGCCCUUACUUAUAAAAAGCCUGAAUCAAGGACAGGAUGCAAAGCAAUGAUAUGUUUCGCAUGUGAUGACAAUGGGCAAUGGAAAGUUACAAGAUUUGUAAAGGAGCAUAAUCAUGAAAUGGCCCCGGCAUAUGCGAAGCCUUCGUUAAGAUCUGGACAGGCAAUCUUAACUGCUACCAUUUAUGGCAAUGGUGGAGUGUUAGAAUCAUCAAUGAAUGAACGUGAUAAAAUCCGGGAGCUAUCCUUACAGCUGUCAAUUGCAAAAAAUCAAGCUGCAACCUUUGAAAAGCAAGCUGCAACCUAUAAAAGGCAACUGGAUAUGGUUUUUCAGCACAUUGAGGAGCACAAUCAGUCACUGUCAAAGAGAAUCCAACACACUGUAAGAAAUGUUAGCGAUUUGGAAUCUGAAGAGCGACGAAGUCAGAGAUAAUUUUAACUUACAAUUGGGAUCUCACGAUCAGAACAUUGUUAGUAGAUAGCUUUUCGGAAGCUGUUUGGUGAAGUUAACAUUGCUUCAGAUACAUGUUUUGACAUAUAUGGAUUUAGCGCUGAAUGUCCAGUGUAGCUUUUCAAUUCGUCGUUUUAGUUCUUUGUAUAGAUAUGCACAUUGUAGAAAUAGCAUGUGCACAAUAACUCAUUAUAUGCUGCUGGUGCAAACAUUUUCUGGUGGUUUUUAGAGAUCUCAAGAAAUUGGAAUAAUAAAAUUUGAAAUGAACUCUUUUGCCUUGAA